GCCCCCCCGGCGUCCACCCCCGGGCCCGCUGUUGUCCCCUCACCCGGUGCGGCCCGGCCCUGACCCCGCCGCGCGCCCGCCUUGUGACGUCAUCACACCGCGCCCUCCGCUCCAAGAUGGCGGCGGCCGGGAGGGGCUGAGCCGGGCCCAGCCCCGCCAUGCCUCCGCCGUGCCCGGCGCUGCCCCGCGCUGCCCCCGCGAUGCCUCCCGCUGCCCGCGCGUCCCGGCCCGGCGCCGCCGCCGCGUCCCGGUGAGGUUUAUCCCCCCCGGUGAGGCGAUGCUGCGGCGGCUGCUGGAGCGGCCGUGCUCGCUGGCGCUGCUGGUCGGCUGCCAGUUCGCCUUCGUCGCCUACUUCUCGCUCGGCGGGUUUCGCAACCUCACGGCGCUUUUCGGCCGCGGGGCCGGGCCCAGCUUCGACUAUUCCCGCACCCGCGACGUCUACGAGAACCUGAGCCGGCUCCUGCCCCCCCGGCCCCCGCCGCCAGACCCCGCCAGACCCCUCCCGUACUGCCCCGAGAGAUCGCCCUUCCUCGUGGGUCCCCUGACUGUGACCUUCGCCCGGGUGCCGUCCCUGGAGCUCAUCAGGGCCAAGAACCCGGGGGUGGGGCCGGGGGGUCGGUACCGACCCCCCCUGUGCGAGGCCCGGUCCCGCACGGCCGUCAUCGUCCCCCACCGCAACCGGGAGAGCCACCUGGGCCACCUCCUCUACUACCUGCACCCCUUCCUGCAGCGCCAGCAGCUCCACUACGGCAUCUACGUCGUGCACCAGGUCCGGGGGGGGGUUUUUGGGGGGGUCUUGGGCGUCCCAGACCCUUUUUCCAGACCCCUGUGGGAUGGGAGUUGUGCGUGCGACAGGGUGGAGAUGCUGAAUGUGGGGGUGAAGGGGGGAUGA
Molecule: messenger RNA, 892 nt
Organism: Neopelma chrysocephalum (saffron-crested tyrant-manakin)
Lineage: Eukaryota; Metazoa; Chordata; Aves; Passeriformes; Pipridae
Product: beta-1,4-galactosyltransferase 3-like
Exons: 3
Coding region: 278-892 (204 amino acids)
Biological process (GO): carbohydrate metabolic process; galactosylceramide biosynthetic process
Molecular function (GO): glycosyltransferase activity
Source: RefSeq, a predicted model, not a curated record